AUGCUAGCGCGGUCGCUUCGUCUCGCCGCGCUCCGGCCGUCGACUUCAUCUCGCUGCCAACCUCUUGUCCAAAAUGCUGCCUCCCCUUCUUUUAAACGUGCUGCCACACCCUCUGCAUCCUUCUCAACGUAUGGACCCGCCUCGCGUUCGCAAAGCAGCAGGAUGACUACCAUAGCUUCCACAGCCGCUGCCGUCUUGGGCACCGUCGCUCUCUACACCUCCCUAUCUCCCCGUCAUGCAUCGCCUCUCGAAUGUGAGGCCGCAAAGCCAACACCGGCAUCCGCCAUCAAGGGCGGCAACCAGUCGGAUCUGCCAGAGAUCUCGCACCUCGAUCCAAAGCUCUUGACCGACACAUCGGCACCCAUGCGCAAGAGGAUGGAGACCUACGUCAAGCUGCUCCAGUACAAUAUCGUCUCGGCCCUGUCGCAAGAAGAGCCCAAGGCCAGAUUCUUGAUCGACAGCUGGCUACGUAAGGAGGGCGGCGAGGGUAUCUCGUGUGUCCUCCAGGACGGCUCGACCUUCGAAAAGGCUGGCGUCAACAUCUCGGUCGUCCACGGCAUGCUCCCUCCUGCCGCUGUCAAGCAGAUGAGCGCAAACCACGCCGGCCUCAUGGACAAGACAGGAUACAAGCUGGAAGGCAAGGAUGCCGACGUCAAGGGUCUGCCCUUCUAUGCUGCAGGCCUCAGCUUGGUCGUGCAUCCCAAAAAUCCCUUCGCGCCCACCGUCCAUUUCAACUACCGUUACUUCGAGCUCACCCAUCCCGAGAAGCUUGCCGAUGGCUCACCCAACCCGCGCCAUCCGAAGAAUCGCAAGGACGGCGAGCACGACAACGAGCCGAUCGCUUGGUGGUUCGGCGGCGGCACCGACUUGACCCCCAUCUACCUGUUUGACGAGGAUGCCAAGCACUUCCACCAGACGCUCAAGUCGGCGGCAGACCAGCAUGAUGCCUCCUUCUACCCGACCUGGAAGCGAUGGUGCGACAAGUACUUUUGGAUUCCGCAUCGAGGCGAAGCACGCGGCGUCGGCGGCAUCUUUUUCGACGAUCUCACCCUCCCCGAGUGGGCGUCGAGCAAUUCGACCAAAGCCUACAUCGCGCUGUCCGACGGCACCAAGCCGACGCCCUCCAAGCCGCUUGUGCCCUCGGUGUCCUCGACCAAGCAGCACAACCAGGACUCGCUGUUUGCGACCGUGCGCUCGCUGGGCGAUGCCUUCCUCCCGGCCUACUUGCCCCUCGUUCAGAAGCGAAAGGCGACGCCCUUCACUGAGGCUCACGAGCGAUGGCAGCAGAUUCGAAGGGGUCGUUACGUCGAGUUCAACCUCGUCUACGAUCGUGGCACCAAGUUCGGGCUGCAGACGCCCGGCGCCCGUAUCGAGAGCAUCCUCAUGAGUCUGCCGCUCAAGGCACGAUGGGAGUACAUGGAGAAGUACAGCGGCGGAGGCGCACAGGGUCGCGACGGCAAGGCAACCACUUCCGCCGACGAGCUUGAUGCUGGUGAUGAAGAAUCUGGAGCGGCCGAGAAGAAAACCCAGGCGGCGCUUCGACAGCCCAAGGACUGGGCCUAG
This is a messenger RNA of Moesziomyces aphidis, 1563 nucleotides long. NCBI's taxonomy places the organism in Eukaryota, Fungi, Basidiomycota, Ustilaginomycetes, Ustilaginales, Ustilaginaceae. The record is from the annotation of a GenBank genome assembly.